AUGUCGGUUCUCUCCGACCAUCUCGAGCAGAUAUCGUACUCAUGUCAAGGCAUUGACGCCUUGCCAUUCCCUCCUCCCAAGAUCUUCACCAACGCCCUCCUAUCCAACUACGACAUCACCUCGCUGAUCCGGGACACGGAAGCGCACGAACGAGCGCUUUUCUCUGUCCCUCCGCCGCCGCCGCCGCCGCCGCCUCCCGCCACGCAGAGCAGCCGAAGCCUCGAGCAGGAGACAAAGGGCGCGAAACGGCGCCAGACCGUCUUCAACGUGGCGUCCGGGGAAGUGACGACGGGGGCCCCCUCUCGCGGCGCCACCAAUCCCCGGCGUCACACCGCCGUGGCCGCCGUCCUCGGCGGCGAGAUGCACGCCCAGCUUCGCAGGGGCGAGACGGACCGCAAGGGCGACGUCGACGUCGAGAUGCUGCUGCGCGGGGCCGAGAAGCUCUGCGGCGUCUACGAGCUGCCCGGGGCGAGGGAGCGCAUCUCGUCACUGCGGCACCAGCACCGCAAUGGGAAGAACACCAUGGCCUACUACGAGGCCAAGGUUGCGGAACAGAGCGAGCGGCUGGCAGGCAUGAACAAAGGCUGGAUGGACAAAGACGGCGGUGCCGGCAUGGAGGGCGAAGAGGACGAGAGCGAACCGUGGACCGAAGAAGACCUCCGUAGAGAGGAGGCGGAGGCGAAACAAAUGGAAGCAAAGAAGAGAGAGCUUCAAGAAAGAUUGCGCCAGAUGGACAAGGAUCUGGGAGGUCUGAUGAACAUGUGA
Molecule: messenger RNA, 765 nt
Organism: Ustilaginoidea virens
Lineage: Eukaryota; Fungi; Ascomycota; Sordariomycetes; Hypocreales; Clavicipitaceae
Exons: 2
Coding region: 1-765 (254 amino acids)
Biological process (GO): attachment of spindle microtubules to kinetochore
Cellular component (GO): spindle microtubule; DASH complex
Source: RefSeq, a predicted model, not a curated record